GAACAAAAGCAUCUCCCAGCCAUCCUGUAAUCUAGAAGCUUUCCUCUCUCCUCUGGAAAAUGAUUCGGCUAUUCAGUGCCGUGAAGCAGACUUUGUACAUGAAAUCAGUGCUUCAGAAGCCCACGAAGGUCUUCAUUCCAUCAUCUCUCCUUCCCACAGCCCACCAGAGAUUUUCUACAGCCUCUGCCGUUCCCCUGGCAAAAACAGACACUUGGCCAAAAGAUGUGGGUAUCCUUGCCCUGGAGGUCUAUUUCCCUGCCCAGUACGUGGAUCAAACUGAACUGGAGAAGUAUGACAGUGUGGAAGCUGGCAAAUAUACAGUGGGCUUAGGCCAGACCCAAAUGGGUUUCUGCUCUGCUCAAGAGGACAUUAACUCCCUGUGUUUGACAGUGGUGCAACGACUGAUGGAACGUACCAAACUCCCUUGGGACAACGUGGGGCGGCUGGAGGUGGGCACAGAAACAAUCAUUGAUAAGUCCAAGGCCGUCAAGACAGUGCUGAUGGAACUCUUCCAAGAAUCGGGAAACACAGACAUAGAGGGCAUUGAUACCACAAAUGCCUGCUAUGGAGGCACAGCAUCCCUCUUCAAUGCUGCCAACUGGGUGGAGUCUAGCUCCUGGGACGGCCGUUAUGCUAUGGUGGUAUGUGGUGACAUUGCCGUCUAUGCCACUGGAAAUGCUCGAUCUACUGGUGGGGCAGGGGCUGUGGCCAUGCUGGUUGGACCCAAUUCCCCCCUGGUACUAGAACGAGGACUUAGAGGAACCCAUAUGGAGAAUGUGUAUGACUUCUACAAACCUGAUCUGGCCUCAGAAUACCCCGUGGUGGAUGGGAAGCUCUCAAUUCAGUGCUACCUUCGAGCCUUAGAUCGUUGCUAUGCAUUUUAUCGAAAGAAAAUCCAGAAUCAAUGGAAGCAAGCUGGCAUUGAGAGACAAUUCACUCUGGAUGAUUUCCAAUUCAUGAUUUUCCACACACCCUUCUGCAAGUUAGUUCAGAAAUCAGUGGCACGUCUGGUUUUCAAUGACUUCCUUUCAGCCAAGACUGAUGAACAGAAUAACCGCUACAAGGGUCUAGAGGCUUUCAGAGAUUUGAAGCUGGAAGACACCUACUUCAACAAGGAGGUAGAGAAAGCUUUUCAAAAAGCCUCUUUAGAUGUAUUCAACCAGAAAACCAAAUCCUCACUCAACCUCUCCACCCUAAAUGGGAACAUGUAUACCUCUUCCCUCUAUGGGUGCCUGGCCUCCCUCCUCUCCCAACAUACUCCCCAGCAGUUGGCUGGAGCUAGGAUUGGUGCCUUUUCUUAUGGCUCUGGCUUGGCUGCAAGCUUAUUUUCAAUUCGAGUUUCCCAGGAUGCUUCUCCAGGUUCCCCCCUGGAUAAAUUAGUGUCUAGUGUAUCAGACUUGCCAAAACGCCUAGCCUCCCGUAAGCGCAUGUCCCCUGAGGAAUUCUCUGAAGUUAUGUCCCAGAGAGAGAAAUAUUCCCAUGAAGUGAAUUUCUCUCCUCCUGGUGACACAAACAGCCUCUUCCCAGGCACAUGGUACCUGGAGCGAGUAGAUGAAUUGUACCGCCGAAAGUAUGCACGGCGGCCACUCUAAGAAGGAACAGAUGAUCCAGGCUGCCUGUGGUGAGUCAUCAGGCCCAUCCAGGCAUUGGAUAAAGUGGGCUCCAGGAAACACUGGCCAUGAGCAAUGCAGAAAGUCCAUAUUUCAGCUCCCAGCAGCAAAUCAAAUACCUGCCCUCAACUGUCAAAGUGCCAAAUGGCCAACAUGAGCACAUGGCAUAGAGGCUUUCCUAGCAAUGCAGCCCAGCAAUGAACUGCUUGAAGAGCUUUUCCUUAGUCCUUUCUCUUUGAAGAUCACCAGCACCCCUCCCAAUACCUCUUGGUAUACAAAACCACAUUUAUGGAGUCAAGUACAAAAGACCCCAUUGGAGAAGAAGAUAGAAGACUCAAAGUGAAAUCUACCAUUUACCCCUAGGAGAAUAACAUGGGUGAAUUUGUGCUGUAUUCAGUUUGAUACAACAAGCAUUAUUAAAUGCCUACCUACUAUGUGCCAAGUAUCAGGCUAGGAAUAGAAAGACUUUAAAAUUAAAAUAUUCCUAACUGUCUGAGAGAGAGAGAGAGAGAGAGAGAGAGAGAGAGAGAGAGAGAGAGAGAGAGAGAGAGAGAGAAGGGAGAUAUGUACAAAUAAAUAGACUACCAGGUAGAAUAAGGCAAAGUAGGAGUCUAAGCAAAAAUAAUAACUCAUUUAUAUAGUACUUUAAGAUUCACAGAAUACCUUCCUAAUGAUAAUUAUGUAAAGUAGUAACCAAUAGAAAAAAAAUGGGGAGGAAUAUAAUGGUAGAGAAUAGGGAACAGGACCAAGGAAUGAUUCAAAGAAUCAGAGAAUCUCAGAAUCAAAAGGAACCUCAGCUGGCAUCUUGUCAAACCCUAGUACACAAAAGAAUCCCCACUACAUCACAGCUGACAAACGGUCAUCUACAUCCGAGGCUCCCAAAUUAUGUACCAUGGCAUCCCAGAAUACCAAAGUGAACUCAGAGGAGCACUGGGGGAUAGUUACAUUUUUGUUAUAUUUUUUGACAUAACUACUUAUUAUGUGAAAGUGUUAAGUAUUUUUUUUUACCUAGGGGUACCAUGAAAACAAUUACUGAGACAUUAAGGGUACCUUAAGCAAAGAAAGUUUGGGAAUCCCUAAUCUACAUGAAGACUUCCAUAGAGAGACUCUACCACCUCCCCAACAAGCCCACUCCAUUUUGAGUUACUUCUAAUUGGUAGGAGGUACUGACUGAUAUCAUGCUUCAAUAUGCUUCUUUGUAAUUUCCACCAUCGCUCUUGGUUCUUUACGCAGGGUCCAAACCAAAAGAAAUUAAUCCUUCCUCCAUUUGUCAUUCCUUAAAAUCCUUGAAGGCAUCUAUUAUAUGGAGGAGAGACACUGAGAAAAUAAUUUUAACAAGUGAAAAUGUGGAGUCAGGGAAUUCCAGGCAUAGAAGAUCAUAUGUUUGAAGACAGAGACCCCGGAGGAUCCAGAGCAAGAUCGAGGACUAACUAAUAGAUCCAGGGACUUAUGAUACAAAUGUCUCACAUGCCUGAAAUUCCACCAUUAGAAUUUUUUUUAGGUAAAAUGGUUACUUUUCCAAGUGUCUUCUUGAAAUACCAACAUCCCUAAGUUAUUGAAGUAGGAUCAUUCUGCUGAUGUCAGUCAUUCACUAUGGCCAUAAUUAGUUUAGCAGAUCCAUUUAUUGGAGGAAAGGUACUAGGAUGCAGGGCCAUAAAGAGAUUGGAGUUUUAUUGAAGAAAAAGAUGGUUUCCAGAUAUAAGGCAUUCAGAUGAAAAGGAGGAGAUAUAGCCAAUCAUCAUAAUGAGAUCUAUGCCAGCAGAAAGAAGAGAGAUAUUGCCUAUUUCACAGUUUUACUAGAACUGACCCUAUUCUUAAGGUUCAACAAACACUAGCAAGUUAUGUGUCAUAGAACCAACAAGGUAAAUGCAAACGUUACUAUUGUCUCUAACCUGAGGUCAAUUGACCUUUAUUCUAGUAGGGAUGUGCAAGGAAGGUUCUUAUUUCUAAGGAAGCUAUCCUUAUUUUGCUUGCAUAACUUUAUUACUCAGCUACCUAUCAGCUUCCUUUCAGUGGUGCCUCAAUGUCAACCCCUUCCUGCCCAUCCUUCUCUGAGCAGACUCUUCCAGGUCCCUCAGGUUUGCCCUAGAGAGGCAGGAUGGGCACCUAGGUAGCACAGAGGGAAGAGCACCAAGAAGACCUGAGUUCAAAUCCAGCCUCAAACAUUUACUAGCUGUGUGACACUGGGCAAGUCACAUAACCCUGUUUACCUCAGUUUCCUCAUUUAUAAAAUGAACUGAAGAAGGAAAUGGCAAACUAUUCCAAUUCUUUGCCAAGAAAACACCAAAUGGGGCAGUUAGAUAGCUCAGUGGAUUGAGAGCCAGGUCUAGAGAUAUGGAAGGUCCUAGCUUCAAAAGUGGCCUCAGACACUUCCUAGCUGUGUGACCCUGGGGAAAAAACCCCCAUUGCAUAGCCCUUACUGCUCUUCUGCCUUGGAACCAAUACCCAAUAUCAGUUCUAAGACAAAAGGUAAGGGUUUUGAUUUUUUUUAACACACACACACACACACACACACACACACACACACACACACCCCAAAUGGGGCCACAAAGAGUCAGAUAUGACUGAAAACAACUAAACAAGUGAGGAAUCACAUCUACUCCAGUAGCUCUGUCCAUUUUUCCUUCUCUGCCUUCCAUCCUUUUUUCUACCCUUCACUCAGUUCUCCCCUCUGUGCUUCAUGCCAUUCAUCCAUCUCUUCCUCUUUCCUUCCCUUUUCACCUUCAUCUGUUCCUCUUUUUCUCCCCUACUUCAAUCCCAUUGUUUCCUUCCUCUUUAUCAUAUGAAAACUAUUGAUUAGAAGAUAAAAGAUUUGCAUAAAUUCAAAGAAUUCAGAUUUGGAAAUUAUCUGAGUUCAAUCCUUUCCUUCUAAAAUUCCUGAAGACCUCCAGAUGAAAAGUCUUUGGGCUGGGAUGGCCAGAUUGAGAAGGGUAUUUUGACAACAGAAUUUCUAAGAACAAGAUAGCACGGAUCUUUACAAAAAUCAACUAUCCAAUUUCUCACACACUGUUGGCUCCUUCCUUCACUGCUCCCUACCUUGUGCAGGUGAGCAGUGGAUCUGGGUACUUUAGGACCAGUCCACCCAUCACCACCAGGACAACCCUUAUGGCUUCUUUUUUUCCCAUGUUUAGAGUGCUUAUAGAUUACAAAGCACUCUCCCAUCCAUGAACUCAUUUGGUUCUUAGAACAACUUUGUCUAGAGACCAUGCUGGGAUUAUUUCCACUUUUAUUCAUGAGAAAACUAUAGUUUUGAGAGAAGAAAGGGCUUGCCAAAGGUCAUAUAAUAAGUCACAGGCAAAUGCAUGCAAGUAUUCUGAUUCCAAGCUCAGACAUCUUUUGUCAUUUGCUGGUGCAUGCAGGAGAUGGUACAACAGUUUCCAUAGUUUUUCCUUUUCCCUGAAAGAAGAAAGACUUUGAAGAAUCCAAGUAUCAUACUGGGCCAAUAGUUUCAUGUGACCCCUGAAAAAAAGAUAUUCAGGAAGAUCUAUCCCAUGCUGAAUCUCAACCUGUGUCUCAGGGUCUUGGGGCCAUACUUGAUAAUACUGGUCUUUUCUCUUUACCUCCCUUUUCUUAUUUCUUUUCUUUUGUUUUUCCUUUGUUCUUUCUUAUCUAUGCUUUAGAUCUGUCUUUGGCACUAUGGGGCAUUGCUUUGUCCCACUGACUGCAACAAGGGAUAAAGAAGUCAAGCUGAGAGGGGCAAGUAGGUCACUCAGUGAAUUGAGAGUCAGGCCUGGAACUCUGAAGUCCUGGGUUCAAAUGUGGCCUCAGACACUUCCUAGCUUGUGACCCAGAGCAAGUCACUUAACCCCAAUUGCCUAACCCUUACUGUUCUUCUACCUUAGAACCAAUACGUAAUAUUGAUUCUAAGAGGGAAGGGAAGGAUUAAAAAAAAAAGUAAGACAGUGGUCCUGAAUGAUUCAUAGAUUAGUUCAAUUGAGUUCAAAUAUUUUCUGAGAUGGGCUCAUGAUGUAGCCAUGCAUGGCUCAAAUAAAUAGUAUGAUUUCAUAAAUUAAGGUAAUCAAAAAAACCCUUCUCAGAUCUCCCAUUGGCUGGAAUUAAUCCUUUGUCACUUCCUAAGUUAUUUUUACUAUUUCCAUUCUACCAUGGUCUCUAUGAAUAUACCCAAUGUGAAUACAGUGAACAAUAGCAUGAUUUCAUAUAUCAAGAGAACAAAAAAAAUCAUUCUCAAAUCUCUCA
Messenger RNA from Monodelphis domestica (gray short-tailed opossum), 5807 nucleotides. RefSeq names its product 3-hydroxy-3-methylglutaryl-CoA synthase 2 (gene HMGCS2). Gene Ontology annotation, molecular function: hydroxymethylglutaryl-CoA synthase activity. Gene Ontology annotation, cellular component: mitochondrion. The record is from RefSeq and is a predicted model, not a curated record. Lineage: Eukaryota; Metazoa; Chordata; Mammalia; Didelphimorphia; Didelphidae. Gene Ontology annotation, biological process: acetyl-CoA metabolic process.